ACCGUUUACUACUCUACAUACUCCUGCCUGGCCUGGAAAACACUAGCCGCCGUAAAGAAUACAGAAAUGCAAAGAACAGAAGCGCCUCCGAACGGCAUACAUGCAAAGAGGAAAGGUUGCUUGGUUUAUCCGAGUGCAGUCCCGCUUGCGAUCACCCCCCUCAUCAACUGAUCGCCAGCAGGCCGUCGUAAAGAAAACCAAAGAGAGAAAUCAAGCAGAAGCGGCAUGGGCGGACUCAUCUCCCACCGGGGCAUCAGUCUGCUCGCCCUGUUCCUGAUCCGUAUCCCCAACCUUUGGCUUUGGCUUUGGCUUCGGCUUCUCAAUCCGUUUCUGUAUCCUCGGCUCCGUGUCGCCCCACUUUGCCGCCUUCAUGACCGCCUCGGCGCCCUUCUCGGCAACGAGCGCCGCGUUGCGCUCGCGGAUACCCUUCCAGUAGGCGAGCAGUCUCUUGUCCAGCGGGAGCUCGCACUCGUCGUCGGUCCAGUUGAUGUAGCAGCGGGGCCAGGUGAUUGUGAUGGCAUCGCGCGCGGCCAUAGCGGCCUCGAUGGACGCCAUCUUGACCUCGGUGUGCUUCGCGUCCCGGGUGAUUGACUCGAACACGAUGCGGACGCCGCGGCGCAGGACGGCGUAGCGGUGGAUCGCGCGGCGCAGCUCGCCGAGACCGACGUUGGACGGGAGACCGCGGAUGCGGAAG
Tricharina praecox is the source of this 694-nucleotide messenger RNA. RefSeq lists its product as uncharacterized. The record is from RefSeq and is a predicted model, not a curated record. The transcript is spliced from 2 exons. The annotation marks the transcript as partial. Lineage: Eukaryota; Fungi; Ascomycota; Pezizomycetes; Pezizales; Pyronemataceae.